Molecule: messenger RNA, 1056 nt
Organism: Didymosphaeria variabile
Lineage: Eukaryota; Fungi; Ascomycota; Dothideomycetes; Pleosporales; Didymosphaeriaceae
Exons: 3
Coding region: 1-1056 (351 amino acids)
Molecular function (GO): dioxygenase activity
Source: RefSeq, a predicted model, not a curated record
AUGGUUGGUGUCGGUGACGCUCCCCCGAUCCUCGACUUCUCAGCGUUCUACACCGGUGACACGGCUGCAAAGAAGAAGCUCGUAGACGACGUGCGCAGCUGCUGCCUCCACAAUGGCUUCUUCCAGAUCACCGGGCACAACGUUCCUCUGGAGCUGCAACAAGGCAUCAUGGACUGGAACAAGAAGUUCUUCGACCUGUCGCUGGAGCAGAAAUUGGAAGUGAGCAAAGACACAUCAAACACCUGGAACCGCGGCUACGAGCUCCUCAAGUCGCAAAUCCUCGAAGAAGGCACCCUCCCCGAGCUCAAAGAAGGCUUAUACAUCGGCGACGAGAUCUCCAAAUCGCACCCCUACUUCAUAAACAAGAAACUCAACUCUGGCCCUAACAUGUGGCCCUCCACCACGACGCUCCCCGACGUCGAAGACUUCUCGAAAACCGCGAUGGCAUACUACUACAAGGUCGUCGACCUCGCAAAGGAUAUACUCAAGGUCCUUGCGCAGACACUAGACCUCGAGGAAAGCUACUUCGAUGAGUUUGCAGAGGGCGCAGUCGCGACGAUGCGUCUGCUGCAUUACCCGAGUCAGCCCCCAGACAGUCCGCAGAAGCUCACGCGGGGCAUCGGCGCACACACCGACUUCGGCACCAUCACGAUACUGCUGCAGGAUAAGGUUGCAGGGCUACAAGUUCUGGACAACCAGACGAAAGAAUGGCUAGAUGUGGCGCCCACGCCUGGCGCGUUCGUCGUCAACCUGGGCAACUUGAUGAUGCGGUGGAGCAACGACAAGUACAUCUCGAAUACGCACAGGGUAAUCAACCAGAGCGGGCAAGAGAGGUACUCUAUUCCGGUAUUCUUCUCUGGGAAUCCGGAUUUUGUGGUGGAGUGUUUGCCGAAUUGUAGGGCAGAGGGCGAGGAGGCGAAGUAUAAGCCUAUUACGGUGGAGCAGGCGGUUUUGGGAGGGUAUGCGGAUAGUUAUGGGAGGGCGGAGAGGUUUAAGAAGGAUGCGGCUGCGAAGGCGAGUAAGGGGCUGGUGGCGAAGGGGGUGGCUGUUGCUUAG